Sphenostylis stenocarpa is the source of this 501-nucleotide messenger RNA. The record is from the annotation of a GenBank genome assembly. Lineage: Eukaryota; Viridiplantae; Streptophyta; Magnoliopsida; Fabales; Fabaceae.
AUGGAUGAGACCAUGAAACAGUUCCAAAAGCAAUUAACAGAACUGGAAGUGGAAGCUGAGCAUCUUCUUUUAGCCCGACAUCAGCUGGUUGAGAAUGAUAGAUUGAGAAAUGGGAAUAGGGAAGCACUUACUGCAUUAAGGAAAAGGGCUCGAACAACAAAGAGCAGUGUUCCAUCUCCUUUUGAAUCAAUAAUGAAGGGAGUUGCCAGGCCCAGCUCAAGACCUUUGGUUCAGGAGGUUUGCAACACCUGUGGCAACCAUGACUCUUCUGAGCAGACAUGGAUGAUGUUUCCAGGAACGGAUCUGUUUGCCAGAAUUCCAUUUCAUGCAGCUCAUACUAUAUUGGAAACAGAUCAAACACAGCUUGACUUCGAGUCCAAGAAACUACAGAGCAUUGUGAAGGAAAAAUCUUACCUUAUAUCAGAGGCAGGUGUUCUUGCAGACAAGAUAAGUCCUGGAGUGCUCAAAUCGCUUGUAACCCUAAAUGACAAGCCAAAGUAG